AUGGCAGCAAAGGGCUUUACAGGUGCCCCCUUCGGCACUCAGACAGUCAGAUUUGAUGUGUCAGCAGUUUAUCCAAAGUGUAAGAAACCUGGUACAUACACACAGGCGCCCUACUGCAAAAAGGUCUCUUCAGAGUUGGGCAGAAAGUUAGGCCCAGGCACCUACAAUAUUGACCAUGGAAGCUUUAGCUCCUCUGUGCUGCAGGAGAAGGCUUCAAAUUCUGGCUGGGGCAAGGCACAGGAAGCGGCACGACUUACCCAGAUGCCCCAUUUUAAUUUUAAGGAGACCUUGAAGAAAAGCAAGUAUCUGAAAGAAAAACUGGGCCCAGGAACUUACAAUAUCAAAGAUUUUCUGCAAGAGACCCGACCUUCAAGUAUUAGAGGUGUUUGUGACACUGGAGAAGAGAGGUUUAGAGCCUUCAUUAGGGAUUGCCACCCUGGCCCUGGGACUUAUGGCAAGAAUGGAAACCCUUAUGCCCUGAUUGAGGAGAAGGAGAGACGCUCGGCAAACUCUCAAGGGAUAAUGGACAGCAAAACCGAAAAAUCUGUCUUACCUACUGCUGCGGGAAGUGGUUUGGGGCCAGGCACCUACAAUCUCAAAAACAGCACAGACGAGGUGUUGAAACGUGUGGUCAGUAAUCGCGGCCCAUAUGACACCUUCACAGGAGACAGGUCAAAGCCUAUUAUCUGUGGACAUUACGCUGUGGAAAAGAAAUGCAUCGAGCUCGGCACCAGCAAUGUCAAGAGCUUUGUGGAGGAGCUGGACACCAAGGACAGAAAGAAAAAAGGUGUUUUCAGCACCCUCGCUCGGAACCCCGGCUGCCCCACGGAGCGCAUUUUCUGGGCCACACUCAGCCAGUGUCCACGUGCCACGUAUGCUGUAGGGCCAGGCUCACAUGAUCCAAAACCCAUGGAGCGAUCAGAAUACUUCAAUCAACCUCCAUUUUGGUCAUCUGCAAAAAGAGUUGACAGGAAAGCAUACCGCCUCUUUAUUGGAAACACGAACCCAGUUGGUGUUGGUCGCUAUGACAUCACAAAACAAGAAAAGUGCAAGUGGAAUACUAGAUACCGGUCACUUUACCAGUGUGAAACACACCGUUAUCUGAGUAACCUGGAGCGGGAUGCACACUUACUACAGCGGAUCAACCCUGUUAAUAGAGGGCACUGGAACAAUUUGGUUUCUGCUGCAAGUGAUCCAGAUACCUCUGCACAAGCUAUUGCUGCUACUUAAAACUAAGUGCAUGCUGUAAAGCAGAAGCCACUGUUAAAUAAAGAUUGGUUAUAAGGAAAAUACUUGCAACGUACAGUACAGCUGCACACAAGUCAAGAUAGUCUAAAACAACCUACAGUUUUGCUCUGCAAUAACACACUUAAAACCCACCAGCAAUCUUACUUUUUCUCUCUGUGAUUACAGUUAUUUUCACUUUUGGUUGUGUAUACAUGACAUAAUUUUUGAAAAGGAUAUUUGGCAGAAUUUUAGAUAGGUACAUUUUCUUCCCCAAAAUAGGAGUGCUGGUGGGUAGCUCUUUGAAUAUUAAAUAUUUCUUUUUUCAUCAAAUUGCUUCAUUCAAGAAAUUGCAUAUAUAUUUUUUGUACAUAUAUAAAUGCAAAGUUCUGUACAUUGCGCUGAUGGCUUUUGUUCUCACCUCAAGCAACAGAAUUGGCCAAAGUCAGUACAACUCAAGUGACAUUGCAUUCUCAAAGGAUGUCUAUUACAUGGAUUGAAAAAGGAGAGCGCUUUCGUGGCCAAAACACCAGAUCUAGAUUUCAGUGACAUUACCCAGAAUCUGUGCAGUUUAAGUAGAUAAAGCAUACUUCAGAAGGUAAAGCUAAAAUCCUCUACUUUAUCAGUAAAAUAGAUUUUUUACAUAGUAAACCUGCCAAC
Molecule: messenger RNA, 1884 nt
Organism: Trachemys scripta elegans
Lineage: Eukaryota; Metazoa; Chordata; Testudines; Emydidae
Gene: CIMAP2
Product: lymphocyte expansion molecule
Exons: 10
Coding region: 1-1230 (409 amino acids)
Source: RefSeq, a predicted model, not a curated record